UUGUUUAUUUUUAAAAGCGGUAAGGAAAACAAAAGACGCGGACAUUAAAGUUUAUGAAAAUGCAUCAUUGUUGUCAUUCUUCGGCUGAAUUAAUACGUAAAAUGUUUAAGUAAUUAAAGGAUUGUUUCGGCAUGUACAGAAUGACAGAAUGGCGGCCAAAUGCAGAGCUCAGCAUAUAUGUUUUAGUGUCGACUUGUGUGAACAGGCUGUGAAUCAUCUCGAAAUAUUAAAUACUGUUCACAAUUUUCCUGACUUGAAGGAGCCUGAGGUUUUAAGACAUGCUUUGUACAGAUACGAAAGGUUUUGGCUUCCGCUAGCUGCUGACCAUCCAGAAGAAUGUCUUGCGGCUCCACUCGAUGUCGAAUUUGUUUGGUACUGUCAUAUGCUAAACCCGGAAGCCUAUGCAACAGAUUGUCACAAAGUCGUUGGUACCACAGUAAACCACAAGCUGUACAGUCGGAAUGACUUUCUUGAAAAACAGAAGACAACUGAGAAACUCUGGUCACAAAAAUAUAGAAACAAAUGCGAACCAUUCACUGUUGAUCGCGAUGUGAAAUAUUGGGUCACGGAAAACCAAAGUUAUCAAUCUAGGAUAUCAAUCGAUAUUGUUGCCAUAGCACAAAAGCAGAUUGAGUUUUAUUACCAAGUCUCGUUGCCCCAUUACCGUGACAUCAAAUUCCUCGAAAACUCUGUACUAAGAUACAAGCAGUUUCUAUAUCUGAAGAAAGUGACACAAGAGUUUCUAAUACCAAGCUGCGAUAUAGAUCUGACAUGGCGUUCUCACUUACUUAAUCCCGUAGUAUACAAGGAUGAUAUGGUGAAAAAUGUUGGUCAUUUACUUAACCACGGUGGAUUUUUUCAUAAUCGUUGUGAAGAUUUACAACUUCAUGAGUCAGAAAAAGAAACAGAAGAAGAAACAGAAGAAAUAUGGAAAACCUUCUUUCACGAGAAGUAUUCUUUGUCCGGAGCAAUGUAUCGCAUUCCACCUACCGGACGCCUCUAUAACACAAGUCGAGAUGAUGUGUAUAUGUUUGAAACUAUGUCAAGCAAAUUUACACUCAAAAAGUUGACAUUAACUCUUUGCUCAAAAAUGUUAAGAAACGUGAAAUUGACAGGAUUCGGUGUCAGAAAUAGUCAGUUCAGGAAUAAGUUGUUUACGUUAAAACGUGUGCUCAAUUUAUCUUCUGAGACCAACACUGUAAUAUGGAGAGAUGCCGGAAGCUAUGACCUUGACACGAAUUCUGUUUAUGGUAUAGGUUUUCAGUUACAUUUAUGGUUAGGACGACUUUGUUGUCAAUCAACUGAAACAUGUGUUAGUACGAAUAUAAUUGAAAUAUUGCAGUUUACAAACGAAAACUUUAAUGCAGUAACUGGUGGAAAACUCAACUCUCAUAUUGUAUUUGACAACGCAAUUUUAGAUAUUAAAGGACAAUUCUCACCAGUGGAAUGUCAAACAGCUAUCUUUUUCCUGAAGAGGGGCCAUUACCACAUGGGAACAAUCCCGGACCAUGUUUUACAUCUCUGCGGGCCAGCUGAGAAGGAGAAAUGUUCAUCCGGAACAAGCAGAAGUUGUUAUCAAGCAACUCACAGUCUGAAUCCUCUUGUACCUGGAGCUUACAGAAUGAAUAUUACAGUCAGGACAAUUCACAAUUACACGGUCCCCUUGUCAGUGAUUCAAGUAUUCUAUAAUGACAAGAUGGCCGCCAUAGCUCAUGUAAUAGCAUCAGAUCAACUUCCGCUGCCAACACAAGUUACCAAAAAUGAAAUCACACUUGACCCAUCGCAAGGAGAGAAGGCUGUUAUUAUAAAGAGUAACACAGGUGACUGGGGCAUAGUUCUUGGCCGGUGGGUGGAUCUUACACGUGGUGUCAAAGGAAUUGGUUGUGAGACAGCUUCUCCUGAAAACCCUGGUUCACUGUCAGUUACGUUCUACAAAUGUACUACAGGGCAAACAACAACUCUCUCCCUUGAGUACCAUUCCAACGUUUUCAACUUCUCUCUGGAAUCUGCAGAUGUUGACCUAAAGAAAGGUAUCAUUCGGAUAGACACAUUACAAAAAGAAAUCGCAGAAAAUGUUGCUAUGGCAUUUUCUGUCUCACUGUUACAUGUGCUAUGUGCCCCUAGAUCAACGCUUUCGAGGAAAGUUAACGUCGUUAAAUCUGAGGUGAAUUCCCAAGAAAAGAAAUCCGCACCUAUUUUUCCAAGUAACGAAAUGGCGUUUCUACUGGCUGCUGGUUCCGCCAUUGAUCCGCUACCAAACUGACAUCACUACUGUACGGACACGUUUUCUGAUGUUGUUGAACCGUUGUUUUAGUAUUGAAACAACGUGGAAGCUAUGGCGUAGCUGAGAAACUAACAUUUUAAUGCCGCAAUAGUACUACUGAAACUGGCAUUAUGCACUCAGCUUUAUUUCGGAAUAGGAUAGAUAACAUCUAUCUUCGAGUCAUUAUGAUUACGCACUGCAGCUGAAGUAUACUUUUCUCAAUGUUGACGACUACUGUAAAUUCUCGUGGCACACUGUUUGUAUAUAUCAGAGAAAACAAACCAGCUUUGAUGUUGGUUCCGAUUAUAAAUAAUUUGGUUCAAGAAGCGACACUCUUACUAAUAUCUUAGUCGCAAGGGAACCUUAAGUUGAUGUUACUGUACUCUUUUCAAGGCUUUGUUUCGAUACAUCCAAUACUAUGCUUGCGCUAAUUGUAAUAUUUAGCGAGGUAAUUGGUAUGUUGUGUUCUGCGACAUGUGAUAGCGUGUAAUUUCGUCACGUGCAAAACACAGACUGAAAUAUUCAAUGUUUGCCAAAUGAGAUGGUAUAGAUAGAUAUUCUUUAUUUCCUCCAUAGAGGAAGAGCAUAUAAUAUUUACAGACAAUGCAAAUGUAGUAUAUAUACAAGUUAUUUUAUUGACAAAUCACAAAUCAUUUCUUCUGAUGUUUUCUAUGCGAGAGUAAGAGCGCAAAGCACAAAGUAUCUUAACAAUUUGCGGGCCCAUUUUUCCUAUAAGCGGAGGCUUAGUAAAUCUCCUUGUCUACAUAACUUGUUCGAUUUCAGAAUAAAUCAUUACUGCAUUA
Mercenaria mercenaria is the source of this 3066-nucleotide messenger RNA. RefSeq lists its product as uncharacterized. Lineage: Eukaryota; Metazoa; Mollusca; Bivalvia; Venerida; Veneridae. The transcript has 5 exons. The record is from RefSeq and is a predicted model, not a curated record. The coding region runs from base 149 to 2263 and encodes 704 amino acids.